AUGGGAAGGACACCGUGUUGCGAGGGAUCAGGGUUGAAGAAGGGGCCAUGGACGCCGGAGGAGGAUAUCCUUCUGGUCAGCUACGUGAAGAAGCAGGGGCCUGGCAACUGGAAGGCCGUUCCGGCUGAAACAGGUGACGGAUCUCGGCGACAAAGUAGAGAGAGAGAGAGAGAGAGCUGACUAAAGAAACAUUGACUCACAUCCUUCCUUCCUUCUUCCUCAACCAGGUCUGCUCAGGUGCAGCAAGAGCUGCCGGCUGAGAUGGACGAACUACCUCAGGCCGGGAAUCAAGAGGGGCAACUUCUCCAGCGAGGAGGAGAAGCUCAUCGUCCACCUCCAGGCGCUCCUCGGAAACAGGUGGGCGGCGAUUGCGUCGUACCUGCCGGAGAGGACGGACAACGACAUUAAGAACCACUGGAAUACACACCUCAAGAAGAAGCUCAGGAGGACGAAGACCGACGGCGGCUGCGGUAGCUCCGCCGGCAGAGGGCGGUGGGAGAGGAAGCUCCAGGAAGAUAUCCACGUAGCGGAGAGGGCCUUACGCGAGGCCCUGUCUCCGGAGAGCUCCGCCGCCGCCGUCUCCGAGGGCUGUAACUCGGUCGUGACUCUUAGCCGGGGUCAACGGGAGGCUUUAUCGUCAACGACGGCCUAUGCCUACAGCUCCGCCGAGAAUAUCUCACGGUUACUGAAAGGGUGGCCGGAGAGCACGGCGAACUCCGAGUUGACUCACCUCACGGCCCCCUGCGGCGGUGGUGGCGGUGGCGAUGACUCGGUCUCCGGGCCCACGAACGGUGUCGUUGUGACGCCGGGGUGCCUCGAUCAUCGGCCAUUUUCUGCGCCGCCGGAGGCCUCGGAGAUGAGCUUCUUCCCACAGGUCGACGAGCUGUGGUCCUCACUGCUCGACACGUGGUUUCUUGACGACUCUCUCGAUCAACCACUAGCGCCCCUCAUGGCGAUGUCUGUGGACGACAAUACCUAUUUCAUCUGA
Messenger RNA from Spirodela intermedia, 988 nucleotides. The record is from the annotation of a GenBank genome assembly. Lineage: Eukaryota; Viridiplantae; Streptophyta; Magnoliopsida; Alismatales; Araceae.